Aplosporella prunicola CBS 121167 is the source of this 1933-nucleotide messenger RNA. RefSeq lists its product as uncharacterized. Lineage: Eukaryota; Fungi; Ascomycota; Dothideomycetes; Botryosphaeriales; Aplosporellaceae. The coding region runs from base 1 to 1827 and encodes 608 amino acids. The record is from RefSeq and is a predicted model, not a curated record. The transcript has 6 exons.
AUGCUUCCCUUCUUGUUCAUUGGUCUUUUUGUGAGCCUCGUGCUUGCUGCACCUGCCAAGGAACCACUCAAGGCAAACCUUGGUAUCAAGUUUGAGAAGCGUGCUGACCUUCCAACCCUCGUCCUACCUUACGGGACUUGGAAAGCUUCAAAUUAUGACCUAGAUGCAGACAUCUACACUUUCAAGAACAUUAGAUUUGCUGCAUCUCCUACCGGCCAAAAUCGUUGGAAGAAGCCCCAGUCCCCAGAGAAUGUUGACGGGGUUCAAGACGGGAGCUAUGGGCCGAGCUGCAUCCAGCAAAUCCCAAAGGGGCUCAACUUGCUUGGUCCAGGUAACCAGUCGCCCGCUGGAGGAGCACUCAACCAGUUUCUAGGUGGCAUACCUUUGCCAUUGCUCGAGACGGGCGAUGAGGACUGCUUGUUCCUAGACCUGUAUGUCCCUGGAGAUGCCGUGCGGGAUUCAAACGGAAGCAGUCUUCCAGUGAUUGUGUAUAUCUAUGGUGGUGCAUUUACGUUUGGUAGCAAAGACGCCUUGGACUUGAUAGGCUUUUACUCCGGCGAAGGGCUCAUCGAACAAACGGGUGGUAAAGUCAUCUAUGUUGCGGGUAAUUAUAGGGUCGGCGCUUACGGCUUCCUUGCGGGGAGCACCAUGGAGAAGGAUGGUCUGCCCAAUGCUGGUUUCUGGGAUCAGCGAGCUGUCUUCGAAUGGGUCCAGGAUCAUAUCAGCCUGGUAGGAGGAGACAAGGACAACGUCAAUGCCUGGGGCGAGUCUGCCGGUGCCAGCUCAAUCCUUCACCAUCUGACCGCACAGGGGGGGAAGCUCGGACCCUUGUUCAAACGUGCCGUCUCAUUGAGCCCUGCAUACCAAUUUAUGUGGGACCGGAAAGGUGGGCUGGAAGACACGUUCCAAAGCUUUGCCUCCCUGGCUGGUUGCGAGAGCAAAGGUGUAGAGUGCCUACGCGCUGCAGAUGCAGACGUCCUCAAGGAUGCAAAUGACAAAUUGAUCGACCAGGCACCCUUGGGAUCGUUCAACAUCGGCCCCGCAGCCGACGGUGACUUUGUUAGACAGCUUGCGCCGUUGGAGUUUGCAAGUGGCAACUACUACAAAGGCCUGGAGUCGCUCAUCGUCAGCCACACAGCAGACGAAUCCGAGCUCUUCGUUGACGGACACAUCCAAACCGACGAACAAUUCAACGGCUUCGUCGACGAUGUUUUCCCCGACUACUCCAAAACCUCGGGCAUCAACGCCGCCAUCGAGUCCUUCUUCCCACCCGUCAGCACCAACAAAACCUACAGCACCGAAACGGCGCGCAUGAAAGCCUUUAUCCGCGACACGUCGUUCACAUGCUACGCGCGGUACCUGACUGACGCCUAUGCCGGCAACACCUGGAACCUGCAGUACAGCGUGACGCCCGGCUGGCACGGCACAGACCUGCUGCCGACCUUCUACAGCACGUACGUCUCCUUCGGCGGCAAGGUGCCGUACAACCUGAUCCCGGGGUUCGGCGACCUGGCGCAGACGUACCAGAGCUACCUGACGUCGCACGCGCGGGCGGGCGACCCGAACACGUACGCGAAGAAGACGGGGCUCAAGGCCGCGGUCGAGUGGCCGCGGCCCGGAACCGAGGGCGAGGAUUUCACGAGUGUGCUGAAUGCCGGCGAUGAUGGGUUUUCGCUCGUCACGGAUACGAAGCUGCCGAAGCGUGAGUGCGACUUUGUGCUCCAGUUGGCGGCGGCCGUUACGAAUGUCGGUGGGUAUGCGCCGCCGGGGACGGAGCAGCCGCAGAGCUUGGUGCAGUGGGAGGGGGAUCCGAGUGCGAAUUAUUAGGUUUUUGAGGGCUUGUUUGUAGGCAAUGUGGAGUUGGGGUUUGGAAGCGGGUAUGGUUAUUAGGAACGCUUUAGUUGCUUACCUGCCUUAUGAUUCUGAUGCCGUG